UGCUCCUCACCUGCACGUGGACCUUUAAGUAGAAACGGAGGAUAGGCUGAUAUUUUACCAGCCGCGAAGCCGUGCUUUAAGGACUUUUCUUUAACAGCCCCUCGGAGGGAGGAGGACGGUGCGUUCAUGUGGUGUGAAGGCAACAGGAGAUUUGGACCCAAAUGCACGGCUCAGCAAUAAGCAUCUCCCCAGCGAUGGCGCCUCUGUCUCCAGGACCGGACGGCAGCCCACCGCUGCCCUGCGCGUCGCCUGAGAGGACGUUGCUCUCGGCCUCGUCCCACCAGGUGAACCAGACCUCCGGCAUGUUGUUCUCACCCGCUCCGUCCAUUAUGACCUCUCCAAAGCUGUGGCAGAAAGCCUCCAUAUCCAGGCUUGCGGAGGAGUUUUUCUGGAUCGGAGGCAGCGUGGUCGCACAGCCUAAAUGGAGGCUGGGCCAGUUUGUGGAGAGGUGCAUGUGCGCCAUGCAGACGGGCACUGAGAUGAGCAAACUGAAGGGCAAGAAAAACGGGCUGCUCCGAUUCUUUUACUUGGACGAGCACAAGUCCUGCAUCCGGUGGCGUCCCUCCAAGAAACACGACAAAGCUAAAAUAACCAUUGAUUCUAUCCAUGAAGUCUGUGAGGGGAAGAAGUCCGAGAUCUUCAGGCGUUACGCAGACAACCGCUUCGACCCAAACUGCUGCUUCAGUAUUUACUAUGGGGAUCGUGUGAAGUCUCUGGACCUGGUCUCCACCAACGCAGAGGAGGCUCGCACCUGGAUCACAGGGCUCAAAUACCUCAUGGCUGGUAUCAGCGAUGAGGACAGUUUGGCCCGGAGGCAGCGCACCCGUGAUCAGUGGCUGCAGCAAACGUUCUCAGAGGCUGAUAAGAAUGGAGACGGCACCUUGAGCAUUGGAGAGGUUCACCAGCUGCUCCACAAACUCAACGUGAACCUACCCAAGCAGAAAGUCAGGCAGAUGUUUCAAGAGGCAGAUACGGACGAGCAGCAGGGCUCUCUGGGCUUUGAAGAAUUCUGUUCCUUCUAUAAGAUGAUUUCCACGCGCAGAGAUCUCUACCUGAUAAUGAUCUCAUACAGCAACCAGAAGGAAGUCAUGGACCUUCACGACAUUGCACGCUUCCUGGAAAACGAGCAGAAGACGCGAGGUCUGGCCAGAGAGCAUCUCGUUGACAUAGUGUCCAAGUUUGAGCCGUGUCCUGAGAACCUGCAGCGCAUGGUGCUGGGUAUCGAUGGAUUCACCAACUUCAUGCGAAGUCCCGCAGGUGAUAUCUUCAACCCUGAGCACAACCAGGUGAAUCAAGACAUGAUGCAGCCUCUGAAUAACUACUUUAUUGCCACCUCACACAACACCUAUCUGACAGGAGACCAGCUGCUGUCUCAGUCUAGAGUGGAAAUGUACGCCUAUGUCCUGCAGGCUGGCUGCCGCUGUGUGGAGGUGGACUGUUGGGAUGGGCCCGAUGGAGAGCCCAUUAUCCAUCACGGUUACACACUGACGUCCAAAAUUCUCUUCAAAGAUGUUAUUGAGACAAUUAAUAAAUACGCCUUCUCGAAAUCACAGUACCCAGUAAUCUUGUCCAUAGAGAAUCACUGCAGUGUGUCUCAGCAGAAGAAGAUGGCUGAGUAUCUGAGGGAUGUGCUCCAGGACAAACUGGAUCUGUCCCAUGUCAACGUGCACGAAUGCAAGAAGCUGCCGUCCCCCGAGGUCUUAAAAGGGAAGAUUUUAGUGAAGGGUAAAAAACUGCCAGCAACCCUUGAUCCUGAGGCAGAGGAGGGCGACGUGUCUGAUGAAGACAGUGGAGACGAGGACGAGGACGAUGAUGAUGAUGAUGAAGACAGCACACAGGAUGGGAGUACUUUUAUGGCAUCAGUCACUCAGCCCAAAAGAAAAGGACGGUUCGGAAGAUCGAUCAUAAGGAGCUUUAAACGAAAGAGGAAAAAGAAAUUCAAGGCAAAAAAUAAGGAAACGUCCGAUGGAGAAUCUGAUUACAGCAGCAGGGAAAGGACACAAAUUGUUUACCAUCCAAAGAAGAGGAAAACAAUGAGGCUGUCCAGAGCUCUGUCCGACUUGGUCAAAUACACAAAAUCUGUGCGUGUGCACGAUAUUGAGACACAAGGUGACUUCAAAAGAAGAAGAAUAAGUGAUAAUCUAUACAUUGACCACAAUAGUGACUUCACAGGAACUGUUUGUUUGGCAGCUUUUUCAAACAGCUGGCAGGUUUCGUCCCUCAAUGAGACAGUCAUGAACCAGAUCGUUCAGCUGAAGCCGGGUGAGCUGGUGCGUUUGAACCAGCGCCAGCUUCUCAGGGUCUACCCGUCCAACUUCAGGGUGGACUCCAGCAACUUCAACCCACAGACGUACUGGAACGCGGGAUGCCACAUGGUUGCAAUGAAUUAUCAGACGGAGGGACGCAUGCUUGAGCUGAACCAAGCCAAGUUCUCCAGCAACGGCAACUGUGGCUACAUCCUAAAGCCCAAGUGCAUGUGUAAAGGUGCCUUUAAUCCCAUGCUGGAGGAUCCUCUACCAGGACGCAGAAAGACCCAGUUAGUGCUGAAGGUCAUCAGUGGACAGCAGCUUCCCAAACCCAGAGACUCCGUGUUUGGGGACAGAGGAGAAAUUAUCGAUCCUUUCGUUGAGGUUGAAAUCAUUGGCCUGCCUGUGGACUGUUUCAAGCAGCAGACCAGGGUGGUGAAUGAUAACGGUUUUAACCCAAUGUGGGAGGAAACGCUCGUCUUCAAUAUUCUGAUGCCGCAGAUCGCCCUGGUGCGUUUCCAGGUGUGGGACCAUGAUCCGAUCGGGCGGGAUUUCAUCGGACAGAGGACUGUGGCUUUCAGAAGUAUGAUGCCAGGUUUUCGUCACGUGUACCUGGAGGGGAUGGCAGAGUCCUCCAUCUUUGUUCAUGUGGCAAUCAUUGAUAUGACAGGGAAGAUGAAACACACAAACGCUGUGCAAGCGGCCAGGAAACACAUCCAAAAGGCAGCUCAGAAGCACAUGAAGAGUCACCAAAGGCAGUCUUCCCUGGACUUCUCUGUCCAGUCUUCAGAGGACGGACACGCUCUGCUCUUUCGCAAGGACUUUGAUUCCCUCUCCCAGGACAGCAGGAACGGGGAAACGUCUCCCCUGAUCCAAGGCCCAGCAACAAAGGCUGCCUUUCACAAAGGGGCCAUGAGCGAGCUGGUGCGGCGGGCGCACAGAGUGAAGAUUCAUGAGCCACCGGAGACGCGGCGAGGGAUCUUCCGCCGGAUGUCCUCCACCGACUCCAACAGCACGGAGGCCCCUCCCGGGCUCACAGCGGGCAGCUCCGACCCGGAGACCUCCUGUCCUGAAGGUCCAGAGAGCCGAAACGCUGCUCAGCUGGAGAGUGAUCUGAGAGAAACACUGGAUUCAACCUGCGCUGAACAGGAGAUAGUUGAGACCUUAGAAGUAGAACAAGUCGAACCAGAACCAGAACCAGGACCAGAACCAGGACCGGGACCAGCUGCAGAAACCGUGACUGAACCAGAGCUCCCUCUACCGCAGCCUGAACCCAGUCCUACUCUCAUCCCUCCACCGUCCCCUGCCAGGGUGAGACGGACUUUAGAGCCCCCCCCCGUCUCCCAACCGUCCACCCCCAUACGAAAGAAGCCUCGUUCUCACAGCUGCCCUCGAAAGCAGUUCGAGACCUCUCCUCAGACACCGAUGCUGAACCGCAAGCCGGCCUCCGGCCUGCGUGCAGGGCGUGCUCAGAUCUACGGCUGCUACCAGGUGGGACCCAUACCCAACGGCCUCUGCCUGUCCGACAGCAGCAGCAGCGGCAGCAGCAGCAGCACCGACAGCCUGGAGCUCGUUCCCUCCUCUGUGACAGCCGCCACGGAGCAGCGCGAGGGCACCCUGCAGAGAGAGAUGAAGGCGCUGUUCGAGCGGAAAAUCAGGGAGAUCCGCUGUCAGUCGCCACUUUUUCUAGACGAUUAAACUGCAGUCUCCUGCAGGAAAGAGGUUGAAAACUAAAAGGAGGUACUGUAUGGGAGAGCAAACAAACAACGGGAACACACAGUUAGACAGCUUUAUUGUUUUAGACCUCCAAUAAUGUUUACAUUCCACGCAGAUGUUAAUGCUGCUGGUGUUUACAAUAAACAUGAAAUUGGUUUUAAGAAGACGAUGUGGAAAUAAAUGUGACGCCAUUGCCAACAGUACCAAAAGCAUGAUGUACAGCUGUGAAAAUGUAACACCACAUGUUCAAUGUCUAUCUGUUAGUAAAACUGGUGAAAAUGUGGAGAUAUUUUUAUAAUAUUUAAUCUAGGUUUGCUUUUUCAUUAAACCUGUAGCAUUUGUACUUUAAAUCAAUAAAUGAUUUAACAAA
Molecule: messenger RNA, 4332 nt
Organism: Betta splendens (Siamese fighting fish)
Lineage: Eukaryota; Metazoa; Chordata; Actinopteri; Anabantiformes; Osphronemidae
Gene: plch2b
Product: phospholipase C, eta 2b
Exons: 20
Coding region: 162-3944 (1260 amino acids)
Biological process (GO): lipid metabolic process; phosphatidylinositol-mediated signaling
Molecular function (GO): phosphatidylinositol-4,5-bisphosphate phospholipase C activity; calcium ion binding
Source: RefSeq, a predicted model, not a curated record